AUGGAAGAUUUUAUCGACUUAACUCAGUCAUCUGAAACAGCCUCAGAGCACGGCCGCUCUCCUUGCCCUAACUACGAAGCUGUACUGAAGCUAAUUGAACGCCUUAGCCUGGAAUGCAAAGAUUCUAAUAGCCUAUUAAAAAUCCAAGAUGCAGUUCAUUCAUAUAAAAGACUAAUACAACUUAAAAAUAAUCAGUGCAAAGUACUUAGAAGAAAAUUGGAAGCAAUGGAAAGUGAAGGUAAUGGACUACAGAAGAAGCUAUCAGAAGCAGGACAUGAAAGACUAGAACAGGAACAAGAACUGUACAAACUAAGAUUUGCUUUAAAACAAGAAGAGGAGAAGAGAAAAAAUGCUGACUGGGUUUAUGAAAAAGUUAAGGAGCAGCUAAAAGAAAAAGAGGAGCAAUAUAAUAAAGAAGUUAAAAUGAAACAAAAACUUGAAAUCUAUGUUAGAGAACUAGAUAUGGAAUUGAAGACUGUGAGAAAUAAUCUUAACAAGGUUUUAGAGGAACGGCAUGGCACUGAGAGGCAGCUUUUGCAAGAGCAGAAUGCCAGAAUCUUACAGGAUGAGAUUCUGGCAAAGCACCUUCACAAACAAAAGGAACUAGAAAUGGCACAGGAAAAAAUUAGUUCUCAGUUGCAGGAAGCCCUGGACCAAAACAUAAAGCCUGCACAAUGCGCUAAGAAGAUGCAAGACUGCAUGCAAAAACUUGGACUUGAAAAUUGCAAGUUAAAAGCUACAGCAAGAAAGCAAGCAGAGAAAAUUGACCAGUUAAAGAAAAAUCUACUAAGUGAAAUUUUGAGUGAUGAUUUUACUGCAAAACUGGAGACUGCAUCUUCCAAAUGUCUACGUCUGUAUAAAGAAAACCAGCUGCUGCAGCGGGAAUUACGAUCUAUGAAAACCAUACAAAAGAAAUGUGAAAAAUUAAAGAAGCAUAAAAGGAAGUUAGAACAAGAAGUCGUGAACCUGAAAUGUCACAUGGAAAAAAACAUGAUAGAAUGUGGUCAAAUAGAACAAUAUAAAUGGGAAAUUGAAGAGAAAACAAAGCAGGACUUAGUAGAAAAAUUGAAACAAGUCAACCUAUUUUUGCAGACACAAGCAGCCUAUGAAGACAAGCUAGAGAAGUUAAGACACAAACAGAACACCUCAGUGCGAACCCAGAUGGAGCUCAGAAUAAGGGACCUGGAGUCGGAAUUCUCGAAAAUGAAAAGUCAAGUAGAUUGUAACCAAAUAGAAAUGGAAAACUAUAAGCAUCUCUACCUAGAAGAAGUCAAACUUAGAAAAUCACUGUCAAAUAAACUAAGCAAAACAGAUGAAAGGCUAGCAGAGGUGAAGACCAAACUUCUCCUGGAGAGAAAACAGAACAGAGCUUUACAAUACAGUGCAGUUGAUGCAAGAUCUGUCCUGGAGUCCACUUGUCCUAGAGACCCAAGUAAUAAAUUUUUUAUUUCAAGAAGUGUCUCUGGUGAAAACAUGGCUUCUACCUCAAACCUCUGGCAUUCCGUUGAGACCAUGGAAAACUGCAAGACCAAGUCUUUAUGCCCCUUCUGCAAUGAUCCCUUAGCCUUGGAGGAGAGGUUGCAGUAUAAAUGUGCCACUCAGGACUGA
Messenger RNA from Meriones unguiculatus (Mongolian gerbil), 1608 nucleotides. Its product is annotated as ankyrin repeat domain-containing protein 26-like. The coding region runs from base 1 to 1608 and encodes 535 amino acids. The record is from RefSeq and is a predicted model, not a curated record. NCBI's taxonomy places the organism in Eukaryota, Metazoa, Chordata, Mammalia, Rodentia, Muridae. The transcript has 10 exons.